AUGUUAUCACUGAAAAAUGUGUCCUUUUUCCAAGCUGGGAUUGGAAUCUUAGCCAACGCCUCCCUCCUUGUCUUCCACAUCAUCACAAGGCAUAAUUUUCACAGGCCUAGGCCAACAGACAUUACCAUUUGUCAGCUGGCUUUUGUCCACCUAGUGAUGUUACUUAUCAAGCUAGAUAUUUCAUUUGCCAACAUGUUCAUAUCAUUGGAUUUUCCAAUUGAAUUAAAAUGUAAGAUUUUCUUCUACUUGAGUAGGGUGAUGAGGGGUCUCUCUAUGUCUACCACCUGUCUUCUGAGCAUCAUUCAAGUCAUCACCAUCAGUCCAAACUCCUACUUGUCAAGAUUUAAACCUAAACUCACAAAACAUGUUCUCAUUGCUUUCUCCUGCAUUUGGUCCCUUAAUCUGUGUUCCAAUAGCAUCUUGGUCAUCUACACUGUGGCUCAUUCCAACAGGACCAAUCUACUCAAUGUCAGUAAGUACUGCUCACUUUCCUCAAUGAACUCUGUCAUAAAGAAACUAUUUUUCAUGCUUGGGUUAUCACAGAGUGCCUUCUUUGUGGGGCUCAUGCUGCUCUCCAGCAUGUACAUGGUGAUUUUCUUAUGUAGCCAUCAGAGGAAGUCUGAGUACCUUCACAGCAUGAGCAUUUCCCCAAGAAUCUCCCCAGCCAAAAGGGCCACCCAUACUGUCCUAGUGCUGGUGAGUUUCUUUGUGAUUAUGUACUGUGUGGAUAUUACCAUCUCAUCCUUCUCAACUGUACUGUGGAAAUAUGACCCAGUUGUCCUGGAUAUCCAGAGUCUUGUGGGAAAUGUCUAUGCCAGUGUGAGUCCUUUGGUUCUUAUUAGUUCUGAUAAAAGAAUAAUUGAUAUUCUGAAGAAAACAUAA
Ochotona curzoniae (black-lipped pika) is the source of this 882-nucleotide messenger RNA. RefSeq names its product vomeronasal type-1 receptor 90-like. Gene Ontology annotation, molecular function: pheromone receptor activity. Gene Ontology annotation, biological process: G protein-coupled receptor signaling pathway. Bases 1 to 882 code for a protein of 293 amino acids. The transcript has a single exon. NCBI's taxonomy places the organism in Eukaryota, Metazoa, Chordata, Mammalia, Lagomorpha, Ochotonidae. Gene Ontology annotation, cellular component: membrane. The record is from RefSeq and is a predicted model, not a curated record.